Protopolystoma xenopodis is the source of this 1161-nucleotide messenger RNA. Lineage: Eukaryota; Metazoa; Platyhelminthes; Monogenea; Polystomatidea; Polystomatidae. The record is from the annotation of a GenBank genome assembly.
CUGCGCAUAAACUCCCUCUCAUGUGCUCAGGUGAAUACUGCCUUCGAUAGUCUUCGGCGUGUGGUUCCAAAAGGGCACGUAACUGAGUGCCAACGUCUCAGCAAAAUAGCCACUCUACGUCUUGCCAUUCAGUAUAUUCGCGCAAUGCACCGUCUCCUUGGAAUGACAGUGCCAUUACAAUCAGCUCUUCAUCGACGCGAAAUUCUUAUUCAUCAGCCUUAUCAAGAGCAUCAACAACAAAAUUUGCUCGGAUACUCUCUACAAACCUGUCAAAGCCAACGAGGCCUGUCAAUGGGGCCUUAUAAUCAACCCAGCGAGUUUACUGUUUCAUCAGAGGAGCUCCAGAAGCAGAUUUUUUUAGACACACCCAUUAUAGAGCAGACACUUAGUUAUUCAACCUCCGCAAAUGGAAUUGACCUACCCAGUAACAAUCAUUGCUAUUUGAUAGACAGAGAAGGGAAGUCAUCUCUCUCCCAACCUAUUGCAGCCAGAGUGAUGAAAUCAGAUCAGGAGGAGAUUUCUAUAUUGGCCUAUGAGCAAAUUGAGGCUGCUCAGCAAGCAGAAUCUCGAGUCAGACACCAAAAUUCUACUCAAAAUUCAGUUCACCGAGAGCUUGCAUUAGGAACGGGAGAACAGAGAAGACACGCUGAUAGCGAACAUGUUUUGGCAAAUUGGUCUGUCCGUGACUACAGAUUAGGCAGGAAUGGGAGAGAGAAUGUUACUACGCAACAGACGAGGGCUGGUACAGCGAAGACCUCGAAGAAAGUAUUCGUGGGAAGACAAUGUCCUACGGGCAGUGUUUGGAUAAUGAAGGAAAGAAAAAGAAAAGAAAAUAGAGACGAGGUUGAAGUCUGUGAGGAAGUGAGAAAUGAGGAGGUAGAGGCGUGGAAAGGAAAUGGGAAGGAGAUUGGGGGGUGUGGAUCAAGAAAUGAAGAAUAUGAUGAGACAGAAGAGGCCGAUUGCAAAAGUCUUUUGCUUUUAACUGCAGGAGGCAGGUUGGAUUGGCCAACUCUGAGGGACAUUUAUUCCAGCACAUGUUCCUCCUCCAGAAUUCAGCAUGACAUUGAUAAGGAGCAUGUGAAAGGCAAGUCUGUUCCAAAGCCUAUAAUUGCAUUGAUAUCUAAUAAGUUAAGGAAUAGUUGUCGUGAAAGAUACGUUUGA